This is a messenger RNA of Budorcas taxicolor (takin), 1730 nucleotides long. RefSeq names its product tRNA methyltransferase 61B (gene TRMT61B). NCBI's taxonomy places the organism in Eukaryota, Metazoa, Chordata, Mammalia, Artiodactyla, Bovidae. Gene Ontology annotation, cellular component: tRNA (m1A) methyltransferase complex. The record is from RefSeq and is a predicted model, not a curated record. Bases 7 to 1455 code for a protein of 482 amino acids. The transcript has 7 exons. Gene Ontology annotation, biological process: tRNA methylation.
GUCGUCAUGCUGUCAACCAGGUGUGUGGGUCUGGUCCUACUACCGCUGCGGCCCCUCCAGAGGUUUCCAGGAUUCAGGACUUGUCUCUUCCUGCGCGGCCUUGGGCGAGAGUCCUUCGAGAGAGGCCGGUUACUGUGUUUUAAAGCCUCACCUAGAGACACGGCAAAUGAAGAAGGAGAGCGCGAGGCGGCACAGAGGAAAGCCCCAGGCGCAGACUCGCCUCCAUCUCUCCCUCCCCCUGUCCGGGGACUUGGGACCAGAUGUCUAUCGUCGCCGGAAAGCUUCGGACUCCCGACGCCGCGAGAGGAGUCACCCCCUCAAGAGAGCGAGGGCUCGAGUGGAGACCAGGGCCGGACGGAUCCUGCACACCCGGGAUCCGGGAGUCCCUCAGUGUCCGCCUUGGUCCAGCCUGCCACCAAGGACGAAAUCUUUCACGUCUCCUCCUCCUGGUCCGCUUCCAGAGUGGUGCCUUUUCGGGUUGGGGAGCUGAUUUUAGCUGAGACUGGGAAGAGAGAAACACAAUUUAAAAAAUUAUUUAGGUUGAGCAACGCCGGACACUUAAAUAGUAAUUGGGGGACAGUCCCGUUCAGCGAGAUCGUGGGGAAGUUUCCCGGCCAGAUUCUGAGGAGUUCCUCUGGUAAGCACUUCAUGCUGAGGAGGCCGGCAUUGGAGGAUUAUGUGUUACUGAUGCAAAGAGGGCCUGCCAUAACGUAUCCUAAGGAUAUAAAUAUGAUACUGUCGAUGAUGAAUAUCCACCCAGGUGAUACUGUUUUGGAAGCUGGCUCGGGCUCUGGUGGAAUGAGCUUAUUUUUAUCCAAAGCAGUUGGAUCACAAGGACGAGUCAUAAGUUUCGAAAUUCGAAAGGACCACCACAAACUGGCUAUGAAGAAUUAUAGGCACUGGUGUGAUUCAUGGAAAAUAAGUCAUGUAGAAGAUUGGCCAGACAAUGUAGAUUUUAUUCAUAAGGAUAUUUUAGGAGCAACCGAGGACAUACAAUCUUUAACAUUUGAUGCGGUAGCUUUGGAUAUGUUGAAUCCUCAAGUUGCUUUGCCUGUUUUAUUCCCAAAUCUUAAACAGGGUGGUAUAUGUGCCGUAUAUCUAGCAAACAUCACACAGGUUAUUGAACUUUUAGAUGGAAUUCGCAUCUGUGAACUUGCCCUCUCAUGUGAAAAGAUAAGUGAAGUUAUUGUCAGAGAUUGGUUGGUUUGCCUUGCAAGACAGAAAAAUGGAAUUUUAGCUCAAAAAGUAGAACCUAAAAUCAACACAGAUUUACAAGCACACUCUCAAGAAAAAGUUAGAAUUGAAGGUGAGAUGUUUCAAUAUGAUGACCAUGAAGAAUCACAUUCUGAUUUUCCCUAUGGAUCGUUUCCCUAUAUUGCUAGACCUAUACACUGGCAAAUUGGUCAUACAGCUUUUCUUGUCAAGUUGAGGAAGUGCAAACCACAACUUAACUGAGUACCUCAGAUGACAACUGAUUUGAAGACUUGAAAAGUAUCAAAAUAGAACUUUAUAUUGCAAAUCACUACUUUCAUAGAUUGGUAUUUUUAGCUAUCACUAUGAUUUGUAUAACUUUUACAUGUAACUUUGAAAAGUAAUAAAAGCUGGAGAAACAUGUAACAUUUCAAAACUGCUUAAAUGUCUCAUUUUGACACUUGUCUUGCAGUUUGGCAUUUUGUAGUAAAUGAUUCCAAGUUGGUUUAGUUGAGCCAUUUCAUUCUUCACUUCCUGUA